Messenger RNA from Suillus subalutaceus, 900 nucleotides. RefSeq names its product UbiA prenyltransferase family. The transcript has 8 exons. Gene Ontology annotation, molecular function: transferase activity, transferring alkyl or aryl (other than methyl) groups. The record is from RefSeq and is a predicted model, not a curated record. Gene Ontology annotation, cellular component: mitochondrial inner membrane. NCBI's taxonomy places the organism in Eukaryota, Fungi, Basidiomycota, Agaricomycetes, Boletales, Suillaceae. The coding region runs from base 1 to 900 and encodes 299 amino acids. Gene Ontology annotation, biological process: ubiquinone biosynthetic process.
AUGCCUUCCAAAACAAGAGCAUUAUUCGAGCUCACCAGGCUCCACUGGUUUCCAGUAGGGUGCGACUUCAUGUUUUGGCCCGGUUGGGCCUUCCUAUCGGCGGCCUAUCGUCUGGCGUUACCGGUGAACGAAGUUGUUGAGAAUACUUUAUUUUUUGCAUUGUUGGGCAUACUGGUGCAUAGCGCAGGCUGUGUCCUAAAUGACAUGCUUGACCGCGAUCUCGAUCGCAAGAACGCUCACAGGGCCGACCGAUUGCAUCAGGAGUUGUCACUAGGACAGAGGCCAAGUUCAGCACUUCUGGUUGUUCUCGUUGCCGCCCUCUUCUACUUGUUUUCAACUUGUGGAACCAAAGCUUUCACACUCGGUGUUGUCGCAUUCCCCGUUUGUAUCGCGACGUAUCCGCUGAUGAAGCGUUGGAUGAACUGGCCUUCUUUGUUCCUCGGUUUUUCUUCUAGCUGGGUUGUCCCAGGAACGUGGGUUGCAACGACUGACCAUUAUGAUUGGGGUAUAAUCCUGAACAUAGCAAUUGCAUCGUGCUGUUGGAAUUGCAUCUACGACACCAUUUACGCAUGCCAGGACAAGAAGGACGACGAGAAGGCCGGCGUCAAGUCCAUGGCAGUCCAUUUGGGCAAAGCCAUUCGUCCUGUAUUGACUUUAUUUGAUACGACCUUCUUUGUGUGUCUUUUGUGGGUUGGUUACUUGAACGACCAGGGCCUUCCGUUCUAUAUGAUGAGUGCCCUUGCCCCUUUCCUCCUGUGUCUCUGGCACAUAUGGUCCUUUGAUCAUAAUGAUCCCAGAGACUGCUGGAAAAAUUUCACAGCAGGUCGCCACGGCGGGACGAUGGUCUGCGUUGGAUUGAUCGUCGAUCACUGCUUCAAACUCUCGUCCUCCGCCGGUUGA